AUGCCUUCCUCCUUACCGUCGAGCUCCUUCGGCUGCCGCGUUUGGAGAUGCCCUCCUCCGGGGUGUCGGGUGGCUUUCGUUCAGACUCCUUCCCUAAUUUUCCCGGCGAGUUGUUUUCUUGGGAGGGUUGGAGUGGGGUUUCGUCUAUUGAGCAUUGAGACAGCCGAUUUUGGACUCGGCCACCGCAAUGGUUGUAGAGGGUCGAAUUCUGGCACCUCUUUCUCCCUUAGAUCUACUCGCCUCAUGAGUGGUAGAUCCGACGGCGAGGUGGUCGAUUGCUCGGUGAUGGGCUGCCUCUGUCCGGUUUGGUGUUGGGGGUUGCUUGGGGGUAGUGCUCCUGGGAGGGAUGCUCCGAGUGGUGGUUCGGUUGUUUGUCCGCCCGCCGUUCGAGGUUGA
Striga asiatica is the source of this 396-nucleotide messenger RNA. The record is from the annotation of a GenBank genome assembly. Lineage: Eukaryota; Viridiplantae; Streptophyta; Magnoliopsida; Lamiales; Orobanchaceae.